Daldinia decipiens is the source of this 2467-nucleotide messenger RNA. RefSeq lists its product as uncharacterized. Bases 305 to 2053 code for a protein of 582 amino acids. The transcript has a single exon. NCBI's taxonomy places the organism in Eukaryota, Fungi, Ascomycota, Sordariomycetes, Xylariales, Hypoxylaceae. The record is from RefSeq and is a predicted model, not a curated record.
GAAAGGAAACUAUAAGCAGCUUAUUACCAAUAGAGUUAGAAAAGGCAGUCGUGCCGCUUUUCAACGACACGUGCUAUAGUUGGAAGGAACAAACAAGGUACCUUAAGUUUUUGGUAACCAACACCCACAAAUUCGGCAACUACGUCAACUACGUCAACUACACCUGACGUAAGAAGAAAACUCUCAACUCUACUUCAAUACAAUACUUUGUACAACACUCAUAACUCAUCUCACCUCAUCUUACCUCAUCUUAUUUACCAUCCAUUCAACACGACCUCCUCCUCUGCUUUCUACGCGUAUCAAAAUGGAACAAGCUACACCGCGAUCAUUUCUAGAUAUCCCUGCCACCAUUCGACGUCGAAUUUACUGCGCAGCUGGCCUAGUCACCAACACUAAUAUCCACAUGAGCCACGAAGAACGUAGGGGAAUUCGUCUACGUAUGAGACCAAAGGACUACGAAGACGUACCUGACCUUACGUUUUCUCUCAACCUACUUAUCACCUGUCGAGCUAUCUACAAAGAGGUAUCUCAUCUACUGUUCUCCACCAAUUAUUUCUGCAUAAAAGAUCCGCAGUCCUUAUAUCAGCUUCCUACCUCUUUCAUAUCGUCUCUGUCAUCUUUAAAGUUCUCCCCGAACGCUAUCUACCCCAGGGAUUGUUGCGGCGGGUAUUCAAAAAGUCUCAGCAAUAUCAAACCAAUAGUCAGCACCAUCCCCGAUCACCGUUCUCUACUUGAAAGAUGGGAAAAUGCGGUACGAUUUAUCAGUUCGCAAAUAAAACCUCAAAACUUCAAGCUCGGCCUGAUUUGCGACGUGGCUGAUGAAGAGACAGCAUGUCUUGCUGUGAAACCCCUUCGUUACUUGCCUACCUUGUCCAGCUGCGAGAUCCGACUCAGCCAUAAGCCAGAUAGCCAACUUCAAGAUAUAGCCCGAAAGGCUGCCCUAGACGCCCUAGGACAGCAGCCAGUCGAGCAGCCACCCGAGAGCUUUCCUUUUCUACGACUUCCACUGGAGAUUCAGCUAGAGAUAUUAAAGUAUACCGAUCUAGUUACGCCUUUAAGCCAUGUUCAAUGGAUCUCAUCUGAUAAGUACCAUCUCGAAACUUAUUCUUGUGAAGAACCGCACGAGCCUCCGUUUCAUACAUGCCACCCUAAUGCUCACAGAGCAUGCACUGGUGAUAGAGAUCAGUGCCGAGUAUCAUGCCCGCAUCGGAGGUGUAGCAACUGUACCCAUUAUGCCUGCCAGUUCCAAACUUGUGGGAGAAAAUUGGAGGGCAAAUAUGCUUGCAUUACAGGUUGCUUUUGCAGUGUACGACAUGCCUCUUAUUCACCACGUUGCCGUUGUUGGCAGCCUCCGAUACCAUUGUUCCUAGUCAGCAAGGAAUUUUAUGCAGCAGCACAGAAUGUAUUCUUCUCUAUGAAUCAUAUCACUAUCAAUUACGAUUACUCUAUAUUCCCCGAAUUUGAAAAGGCAACAGUCGAAUAUUUUACCAGUUUCAUCUCUAGCUACGCACUACACAAUCUCCGAUCACUAGAGAUUCACAUGUACUAUCCCGAUUUUAGCCAGUGGAUACAAACCGUCCACUACAUCAAAGAUAAGCUUAUUAAUUUACAAUAUCUCUUCCUCAUAGUCUCUCCUGGGUUCUUACCGAGUUGGCCAGAAUUCCCUGAUACCAACCCAUACCCACGACCCACACUUGCGGAAGAAAGGGGCAUCGAUAUCGUGAGGGAGUCAGUCGACUAUGUAUGGCCAGUGAGAUAUAUAGGUUCGCCCAGUAGUGCUAUCCGGUUGUUUUUUGUGGAGUUUUCCUUCGAGGGCACAUCGGUGUACUACUAUAAGCGACAUAAGCAAGAACAUCUUCCUACUACUAUGAUCCGUAUGGAUAUCACAAACAUUCAGUCUGUGGAAGUUCAUGUCGAACGCGAGGUUUUUAGCGAUCUCAUAUGCGAGGUAGACGACAGCUCGUUAGCGUUGAAGUCGAGAAGUAGUGUAUGGGUAGAAGGUAUCUUAGCGCGCCCCGACCCAGAGGGCUAUGACGGAUAUGCCGACGGGUAAUCUAUAUUUAACCUUCCGCCGCAAAGUUGGUAUAUUUAAAGGCUAUGUCUUCAGUAUAGUUCUAUAAUAUACCUGCGCAAGUUAUUUUUCCAGGGUUGCCACUCGAUAUGGAUGAAAGCUAUUAUAGAAGUAGAAUCCUUCAGUGAUCUCGAUCAGUUCCUACAUAGGAAAUCUGGAGGGGUUCAUAGAGCCGGUUUGUGUUAGUUGAUAGCUGGUAGUUAUAUUAUUCUUGAUCAAAGCUUCCUUAAUACGUUAAAGAGGCCAAUGGUGAGGUAUUAAAAUACCCCGUACAAGCAUAGUGGUUAAGGGUUAGUAGAGAAACACGGGCGAUGAUUCAUGGCUCUUUGGCAUCCUGUGAGAUAAAUAGCUACGUUACGGAGAUUUAUACUCUUAAAAUAUAAUAAGUUAUCUGAU